Molecule: messenger RNA, 1292 nt
Organism: Triticum urartu
Lineage: Eukaryota; Viridiplantae; Streptophyta; Magnoliopsida; Poales; Poaceae
Source: RefSeq, a predicted model, not a curated record
UCGGAUCCCCCGCAGAAAAGUGGGUGAAAAAGAGCAACGGAGGAACAAUCCAAGACCCUCUUCUCCGCCGCGCCUGCCACCCGCUGAGGCCCGCCUAUCGGCCCAAAUGGCCUCACCCCCUUCCCCGCCCCCGCCCUCGCCGCCGCCGCGGGCCGACGAGCCACGCAGCGGCGGGGGCAGGGCGCCGAUCCCGCCCUACGUCAAGGCGGCGGCGGGGUCGCUCGGCGGCGUGAUGGAGGCGUGCUGCCUGCAGCCCAUCGACGUGGUCAAGACGAGGCUGCAGCUGGACCGCGCGGGGGCCUACCGCGGCAUCGCGCACUGCGGCACCACCGUCGCGCGCGCCGAGGGCGUGCCGGCGCUCUGGAAGGGCCUCACGCCCUUCGCCACCCACCUCACGCUCAAGUACGCGCUCCGCCUCGGCUCCAAUGCCAUGCUGCAGUCCGCCUUCAAGGACCCCGUCACCGGCAAGGUCUCCGCGCAGGGCCGCCUCGCCUCCGGCUUCGGUGCCGGCGUCCUCGAGGCCCUCGUCAUCGUUACCCCAUUCGAGGUGGUAAAGAUUAGAUUGCAGCAACAAAAAGGACUAAGCACGGACCUGCUGAAAUAUAAAGGGCCCAUACACUGUGCAAAGACAAUUGUUCGUGAGGAAGGCAUUUUUGGUCUGUGGUCUGGAGCAUCACCAACUGUCAUGCGCAACGGCACAAACCAAGCUGCGAUGUUCACAGCCAAGAACACGAUAGACAUCCUUCUCUGGAAGAAGCAUGAAGGGGACGGGAAGGUUCUCCAGCCAUGGCAGUCCAUGGUCUCCGGGUUCCUUGCAGGAACCGCAGGGCCGAUCUGCACCGGGCCUUUCGACGUGGUGAAGACCAGGCUGAUGGCCCAAGGGAGGACCGGCGACAUCAAGUACAAGGGCAUGUUCCACGCGAUACGGACGAUACACGCGGAAGAGGGCCUCCGGGCCCUGUGGAAGGGCCUGCUUCCCAGGCUGAUGAGGAUUCCACCUGGCCAGGCCAUAAUGUGGACAGUGGCUGAUCAGGUGAUGGGCCUCUAUGAGCGAACAUAUCUGCAGUCGUCUCAGGUGUAACCCGCCGCCUGCUUUCGAAGCUGCUGCGCCGAAUUGAUUGGUUAGUCGGCGCCAUUUUGGGUUGCCUGGAAUCCUGGAUAUUCAUUUGUUCAUUGCUUGAGAGACUGGUAUUGGUCGGAGCAAUGAGCCCAUGUACUUUAGUAGUCCACAAAAUAAUGAUUAAACCCCCUUCCAAUUUUGAUAAGAAUGAUCGGAUGAUGACUGACUGUUA